Molecule: messenger RNA, 1356 nt
Organism: Peniophora sp. CBMAI 1063
Lineage: Eukaryota; Fungi; Basidiomycota; Agaricomycetes; Russulales; Peniophoraceae
Source: the annotation of a GenBank genome assembly
AUGUUCGCUACACCCCGCUACGCCGACUAUCCCGCCGCCACUCCCGGCACCGCAUCCUACUCGGGCGGACAGUGGAUCGACGACCGUAGCAAUCAUCAUCCUCAAUGGCAAUCUGAGCAUGCACUCGCCGCCGGCACUGGAUCGGCAUCAACUUAUCCCUCUCUCGCCCCCAGCGCUCAAGACAAUGCUUCCAUACAACCCGCCGACACUUACACAGACUACUCGUACCCGUCGUACUUCCCGGAUCGGGCUGCUGUGUUUCCGUCUACAUCCUCUGCGUCGCUGAACAAUUGGACAUCGUCGCAUACAUCCAACUAUCAUUACUACACUUCGGCAUCCGGCUCUGAGUCCUCGAACACCAGCUCGCCGCUGCAGAGUAACGCCUCGGCCACGAGCUCACUACCAUCGUCCCCCGCGAGUGGAUACGGUCAACACAGCGAGCUGUCUGCAUUCAGCAGCCCUACACCGUUGUCCUCCGCAUACGCCCGGACGUACACCCUGCAAACUUCGCCGCCGCCACAGCCUCGGGCGCAGCACCGCGUACGCACCGGGUCCUCGAAAUCAAAACCCGACUCAACUGUACACGCCUUCAGCCUCACGACCUUGGAGCCCCUCGACGCAUCCGACGACCCAUACCCGGUCUCGAUGACCGACCUCAUGCGCAACCGUGAGGAUUUCGAUUACGGAGGGCUUUCAUAUCGCUUCGCGCUGCCGAACUCAGUCGCCGCGGCUGCGGUCGCAAAUGGGUCGACCUUGAGUAGCGGCCGGUGCACGCCGAUCAGUGACAACGACGUCCAGCGCGAGACGAUGCGUCGUAGCCCGGAGAAGGACAAGCGCAAGCCCAAAGUCAAGCUUCACCCCUGCGAGGUUUGCGGAAAGGCUUUUCCGCGACCGUCCGGCUUGAAGACACACAUGAACUCCCAUUCCGGUGAAAAACCCUUCCCAUGCCCUGUGGCUGACUGCAACAAAACGUUCACCGUGCGCUCCAACGCGAAGCGCCAUCUACGCACGCACGGCAUCAUCCCCGAUGCGCCUUCCGUCACGAGCAACACGGGCACGAUCGAUUUUGACACGCCCGUCGUAGCGGAGGACAUCGCCGAGGCGCACAUUGACGGCCGCAAGAUGCGUAUUCGUUGGCACGGCGCGCGCCCGGCCGGCCGCGACCGUGAUGAGCCGCUCCCGCGCAGUGUCCGCGGGACUGAGAAGGAGAGCCGGUCUACGUCCGCCACCAGCUCGACGCUCGCAAGCCCUGUCCAGAUUCCGGCCCAGCCCCCGACCCCGCCGCCUGCGCCUCGUGCGACUCGCCAGUCCGCGCCUAGCAUCAGCUACGCGCUCGGCACUCCAAACUACCUGUAA